Molecule: messenger RNA, 2005 nt
Organism: Paramecium pentaurelia
Lineage: Eukaryota; Ciliophora; Oligohymenophorea; Peniculida; Parameciidae
Source: the annotation of a GenBank genome assembly
AUGAUUAGAGGAGACUCAGAUGAGUUCAAAUAAAUUGCAACUAGUUAAAUACUGAUAUGCAAAUCAAGUAAAGAGAUUCAAGAUGGAUCAACUUCAAGAAGAGAUCAUUUAUUCUAAAAAUUACCUUCUUUAGAUUGUACUCAACCAAAUAAAAUUUGGUAAAUAAAAAAAGGAGGUUCUGCAAAAUGUAUUAUUGACUCUGAAAGAUUGUCAACUGCUUAAAAACCACUUACUCCAUAGUAAUAAAAGAAACAAAAAAAUUAAGUAAUCCAAAUUGAAGAGAACAAUUAGUUUGAUCUUGGUUCAAGUCUUCAUUUUUAAAGAUUAUUUACUAUAAAGAAUAAAGUUAAAUCUUCUAAUGGAUGUGCUAAAACAUCAAGAGAAGAAAAUUCUAGUAUGGUCAAUAGUAAUAUGAUUCUUAAAAAGUCUUAACAUCACCUUACUUAAUAAGUUUAACAAUUAUCUUAAACAUAAUCUUAAAUACAAUCAUAAUAGUGUCCAUUCUCAUCAGGAAAAUCUAUUAAAGAUAUUUUAUCAUAACUUAAAGACAAAAAGUAUAGUUCUUUGAUUUAAUUUAGGCCUAAAACUGGGAUUACAAGACAUAGUGAAUUUGAGAAAAUGGAAGGAUUGGAUGAUUAUGCAAAAGAAUUUGGAUAAAUCUUGGCUUAAGAUUAAUUAGUUGGAAAUGUAAUUGGAGAUGUUCAUGAAAUGAAAGGAGUUGUUAAAGCAUUAAUUGAUUUAAGUAAUGGAAAUAAAUUACCAUAUCAUUUUGAAAGUCUUAAAUAAUUACACUUGAAUCUAAAUAUAACUGAUGAGAUGUUUAAUCGAUUUAAAUAUCUCUAUAUAAAAAAACUUAUAGAUAUGAAAAUUGGGAUGGAAGUAAUAUUUAAAUGUGCAUAAACAGUUGAAUAUUACAGAGGAGCUAUUAUAUGCAAUGUAUCCAUUCUAAUUAUUGUAAUAGUCUCGCUCUGUUCAAAAUGUUAAAGAUAGUAUUAGAACAAUUGCCAAAAAUAUGUAUGCUUAAAUAUUUGAAGAUUUUUCAUUGAGUCCAUUGUUUAAAGGAACUAAAUAAGAAGAACAAGCAAUUAAAUUUAGUAGAAUCUUUGGGUUCAUUUUAGGAUCUUCAGAAUCUACAAAUUAUGUAAUGGAUUCUAUGAGAGACUUUCACAAAGCUUUUCGAAUUAAUUCUGUUUAAUAUUCAGUUUUCAAGUACUAUUUAUCAGGUGCUUUAUCAAAACACACUGAAAAAGAAGUUGUAUGGUAUAUAUUAGAAUAAACUGAUGCUUAUAAAGCAGCUGUUAUUGAUUAAGAUAGUAUUAAAGAUUUAGUUUAUAAAUAAUUUGGAAUAGACAAUUUUUGUAGUGAAUUCAUUAAAUUAUGUUAAAUAGAUCCUUAUAUUAAUAAGAAUUUUAUACAUAAAGUUGGAUAUGAUCAAUUUGUUUAGCAUACUAAAUAUUUCUUACAUUAUGCAUUUAAUAAAUAAAAUAACUGUUUUACUCUUGAAGAUUUAAGUUAAUUACAUUGUUAACAUUAAAUCAAUAUAUAAUUAUAUUAAAGUAUUAAAGAUAAAUUAUUAAACUUAUUGGUUAGACUAAAUCCUUAAAGAGUUAUAUUUUAAGAUUUUGAAGAAGAAUUUGAUAUCAUAUUACCUUAUAUAAUCAAUUAAAGAUUACCUUGUGAUAUUGUUGGAUAAAAGAGAUUAUGUGAAUUAGUUCCUUUGAUUUCUGAUGAAUUAUAAUCUAAUGUUGAAAUUAAAAAUGUAUUUGAUAGCAAUGAUGCAAACAUAGCAAAAACUAUACUUAAAAAAUUUGAAUAUUUACUUUCUGGUAGAAAAUAUUUUAAAAGAUCAGAUAUUUAAGCUAUACACUCUAGACUUAAAAUUAGUGAGGCUGUAUUUGAAGAAUUUAUUUAUAUUAUCGAAAAAGUUAUUUAAUAAUAUGAUAAUUCACUUUUAUGGAUGAUUGAAGCCAUAAAAGAAUGGAAAUAUAUCAUAAUAACUGUCUGA